This is a messenger RNA of Paramuricea clavata, 357 nucleotides long. NCBI's taxonomy places the organism in Eukaryota, Metazoa, Cnidaria, Anthozoa, Malacalcyonacea, Plexauridae. The record is from the annotation of a GenBank genome assembly.
AAUGGAACUAAUGAAAAAAAAACACAACCAUCGCAAAGUGAAAUUUCUGUACACAGGAACGCUGGAAACAUCCAGUUACGAUACACACGUCUCUCCUCUCGGGAAAUGUGCAGACUUAGUCGGCACAUUGAAGUCGAGUGGGACACUCUUGCUGGUCUUAUGGAUAUACCCAGAGCAGACAGAAACGACAUUCGAGAUAACAUACUAUACAAUAAUAAUUGUUCUCGAGCUGAAAAAAUUCUAUCGAUUUUCAACCACAAGGAAGAUUUCUCGCGUGAAAAUCUGGCUUACUGUUUGAAAGAAAUCAACCAGUUAGAGUUAAUUCGACCAGUUACCACAGGGGAGUGGAGAAGCUGA